AUGCGCGUCGCGUGGUACGCAGGAGCCUCGACGGCUCUUGCGGCCGCUGUGGUAGCAGCCGCAUUUUACCAGCGUGCCAACUUUUACUCUGCCAUGGUACAUCUAGCACAGAGCAGCCUCUCAUUGAUGGUCUUGGUCAACUUAAUAUUCGUUGUCUACGGCUCAUUCAUGUACGGCCUGCAGCGACUCUGUUUCGGACCCCUCCGACCCAACGAAAUCGAACAACUCUACGAGAAGGCAUGGUUUGCGAUUACAGAAACCUGUCUGGCCAUGACGAUAUUCCGUGAAGAACUCGGUGCUUUCUUCCUCGUCAUGUUCACGGCCCUCGUCACUGGCAAGGUUUGGGGCUGGAUCGGGGACGGUCGCGUCGAGGUUCUUGAGCAACAACCCCCAGCAAACCCUCUCCUUUUCCACGCCCGCCUCGGAAUCUCGCUCUUUAUUAGUGUUGCCUACGACAUUUGGCUCCUUACAUAUGCCGUCAACACGGUAGUGGAAGAAGCUCGCCCCAACAUGAUGGUCAUGUUCCUCUUCGAAUUUGCCGUCCUCGCUGUCUGCUCCCUACACACGGUCGCCCGGUACACCAUCUCGCUAGUAGAGCAACGUGUUGUCAAGACGCAGACACGCCAACGUUUAGAAGAUAGGCGCCGCCGUAUCAGGGAACAAAGGGCUGAGAUCUUGACGCGCCGAGAGACCGAGGGUUCAACGGAUGACAACGAAGAACUGCCGGAUGAGAACGACGUUGAUGAGAUGGAUAUCGAAGUCCCCGGCUGGGAAGCGAAGGGGCAGUGGGUUUUGUCUCUGGACUUAUUUGCCGAUUUUAUCAAGUUCGGCAUCUACACUGCCUUCUUCUUUGUUCUCAUGAGCUUUUACGGCCUCCCGAUUCACAUUAUGCGCGACUGGUUCAUGACGACCCGAUCGUUUCUCAAGAGACUCCAUGCCCUUAUCCGCUAUCGCCAAGCUCUCAAACACAUGGAUCAGUAUCCAGACGCCACCGCGGAAGAUCUCGGCCGGGAGGAUACUUGUAUCAUUUGCAGAGAGGAGAUGCGCCCCUGGGAUCCGACCGAUUCCUCUCAAGUUGAGCGUAGCCGUGCUAAGAAGCUCCCUUGUGGCCAUAUCCUGCAUUUUGGCUGCCUCAAGAGCUGGCUGGAGCGGCAACAGGUGUGCCCGACUUGCCGCAGCCCGGUUUCUCGAGACGGACAGCAACCCGCGGCUCCCAAUCCCGCGGGUGUGCUUGGGCUUUUCCCUGCCAACCAGAAUCAACAACCCCAGCCUCAGCCCCCGGGCAACGGCCAAGGGGCUCCCGGUGGGGCUCAGCAAGGACAAGAGGGGGGGGCCGCAGACGGUCAACGAAACAACCAGAACCCGAACAUUAGGAUGUUUAAUCUAGGUCCUCUUCGGCUGGGUUUUGCCCAAGGUGGCGCUGAUGAGAUUCGGGAGAUGGCGCAACGGAUGCGGAUGCCCCCAGAUGCCGCCAAUCCUCCGGCGCCAACACCUACCGUUCCGGCCUCGCACGAGAACCAUGAGGAUCUAUCUAUGGAAAUUAAUUCCAUCCGGGAACAACUUUAUCUUCUGGGUCAACAGGUCCGGCAAGACGUUAUCAGCGCGCAAAACACGGCAUACGAAGUCCAAGUUCUGAGCCUCCUGCUGAAUGAAAUAAAUCGCCUCCGUGGGUUACCGCAUCACCCGCUAGCGGAUCACCAAAACCUACAACCGUUCACGGCAGGCGUCGUCCAUGCCGGACAGGCACCAUUGUUACAUUACCAACCAGGGCUAACACAAACUUUCCCUUCGAUGCAGCUACCGAGCCAGGGGCCCUCUCUUGUUCCGCACUCCCCUCACUUGAUGGCGUCGCGGGCCGUCCCUACCAUCACCAGGCAUGUGGUGCCGGCUGGGACUGGGUAUGGCACCGCCAUUCCGGCGGGCAGCGCCGACCUUCCAGAGGGGGUGGUCAUCCCACCUGGAUGGUCAUUACUACCUCUCCAACGAUUGGACGGCGAAACGCCAGCGCCGGAGCCAACGCAUAAUGCCCCAGGACCCACGCAAGACAUACUACGAUCCCUCUUCACGAGUCACACACGAUCGCGAGGUACCAGCCCCGCCCCCGCCAGCGGCCUGUCCUCACAGCUGGGUAGACCAAGUGCACCCACGGUUGGAAACAGUGCGGAACCAUCUCGUCGGCCGGGAUCACAAGGCGGCCCCACACCAGAUCUAGCAGCACGGAGACCGACACCUGUCACUGCACCUACUCCUCGGGUUCCGAAUUGGGGAGGCUCUGCGCAGCUUUUUGGCACCGAGCGAGUCGCUGCGCCUGUAUUCGGUUACCAGGUUGACCCUUCACUGGGGUCGCGUGAAGAACCCAACAGCACAGCGGCUGUCGCAGCCCCACCGGCGAAUGGGGUUACUUCUGAAGAGAGCAGCAGUAGCCAGCAAACGGAGUCAGCCGAGGCGAGUGAAGGGCCGGCCAGCAGAGGGCCUAGAGCCGUGACAGUGGAGGAAGCGGAUGGUGAUGAAGAAGACCAGCGGUAG
Dichotomopilus funicola is the source of this 2526-nucleotide messenger RNA. RefSeq lists its product as uncharacterized. NCBI's taxonomy places the organism in Eukaryota, Fungi, Ascomycota, Sordariomycetes, Sordariales, Chaetomiaceae. Bases 1 to 2526 code for a protein of 841 amino acids. Gene Ontology annotation, molecular function: zinc ion binding. The transcript is spliced from 4 exons. The record is from RefSeq and is a predicted model, not a curated record.